UUGGCGUGCACCGAGGUUCGUCGCAUCUAAAUUGAGAGGUGGAACCGGCUUGUGCUGUCAAUAGAAGCGAGCAGCGCAGACUCGGUGGCAGAGGGCACAUGUAGCCUAUGUUAAUAAGACUGCAAGAGGGUAAGCGAUUGCUAUGGUCGAGUGUUGGUUUCGCUCAACCCCUGACAGGGAAGGCACAAGCCCCACGUGGUCGCUGGGGCGCAUUUGUCCAUGGCACGAUUAUUGCUCUUGCUCUUCCUCCACCCCUAAACACACUCAUCAAUUGUAAACAUAAGUCAAACACUUCCUCGAUUACUCAUCAAAUCAGCAAAAACAUCUGCAAAUCCCCCGUGGCGCAAUGGUCACCGCGUCCGACUGUUACCGCUCGACGGCACAUCGGGAGAUUGGAAGUUCGAUCCUUCCCGGGGGAGUUAUCUUUUUUGCCCAUCUCUUUCUCUUUUGCAUCCUGGAAGUUCUUCGAGUGCUCCGACGCACCUAUCCGCGUACUUGUUCGGCAUCAAACAAUCCGGCUCUUUUGCAUCUGAUCAUGGCUGCCUCUUGUACACCUAUAGCACUGUUGCUCAAUAUGAUCCAGUACUUGUUAACUCUUAUGGUUAC
Messenger RNA from Macroventuria anomochaeta, 606 nucleotides. RefSeq lists its product as uncharacterized. The record is from RefSeq and is a predicted model, not a curated record. NCBI's taxonomy places the organism in Eukaryota, Fungi, Ascomycota, Dothideomycetes, Pleosporales, Didymellaceae. The coding region runs from base 108 to 533 and encodes 141 amino acids. The transcript has a single exon.